GUUCACAAAAGUUCUGAUUCAGAUUAUUGCUCUUACAGUGCUAAGAAUUUUGGAAGGGCUAUAGUGAUGCCAAAUUUGAAACCGCCCAUCACUACCACAUCUGCCGCAGUCACUUAUCGAGAGUCCAUUUUAAAAGCAAUACCUACAGAUAGCAACUUCACUCCUCUCAUGACACUUUACCUCACAGACUUGACUACACCUGAUGAGAUUAAACUUGCAAAAAAAAGUGGACUUGUGUAUGGUGUGAAGUUGUAUCCUGCUGGUGCCACUACGAAUUCCCAAGAUGGUGUUACAGAUCUUUUUGGAAAUUGUUUUUCUGUUCUCGAGGAAAUGGUUGAGCAAAAUUUACCAUUAUUGGUUCACGGAGAGGUUACAAAUUCAGAUGUAGAUAUUUUUGACCGAGAAAAGGUCUUCAUUGAAACAAUUUUGGAGCCUUUAGUUCAAAGGCUUCCACAGCUGAAGGUUGUAAUGGAGCAUAUUACUACUGCAGAUGCUGUUAAAUUUGUAGAGUCUUGCAAAGAAGGUUUCGUAGCAGCAACCGUAACACCACAGCAUCUUCUUCUGAAUCGUAAUGCUUUGUUCCAAGGUGGCUUACGGCCUCAUAAUUACUGUCUUCCAGUGCUCAAAAGAGAGAUCCAUAGACAGGCUAUUGUUUCGGCUGUUACUAGUGGAAGUAAACGAUUUUUCCUUGGAACUGAUAGUGCACCACAUGAUAGGCGAAGAAAGGAAUGUUCAUGUGGAUGUGCUGGGAUAUACAACUCCCCGGUAGCUCUAUCACUAUAUGCCAAGGUUUUUGAAGAGGCCGGUGCACUUGAUAAGCUGGAGGCUUUUACAAGCUUUAAUGGGCCUGACUUCUAUGGCCUCCCUAGAAAUAAGUCAAAGAUUAAACUGAGGAAAGCUCCUUGGAAAGUACCUGAUUGUUUGUCAUUUCCAUUUGGAGACAUUGUUCCCAUGUUUGCUGGUGAAACCCUUGAAUGGGAGGCAUUGCCUUGUUGACUUGCACGUCUAUUUCAAAGUUCGGUAUCCUUCAGUAAUCUUGUUCUAGUCUUAUCAAUCAGUUCUGCGUUUAUUUUGCAGACUGUUAUCAUUUCCAUUUUCUAGGUCAGGCUCAGGUAAGUUUCACUAUAAAACCAAAGCACUGACUGUGAUCCAUAAAUUAUUGGUUGUUGAACUGGGAAUUUUGGUAAUAUUCAGAACUUUGAUUAGGCAAUUUGGUUGCUCGGAUUUUAUAAAUAAACGCUGCUUAAAUUUU
Molecule: messenger RNA, 1252 nt
Organism: Vigna umbellata (rice bean)
Lineage: Eukaryota; Viridiplantae; Streptophyta; Magnoliopsida; Fabales; Fabaceae
Source: RefSeq, a predicted model, not a curated record